AUGGCUGGAUCAGAGUCGAGUGGCGAUGCUAUCUUUAAGCUCUACCGAUAUGACCCCUCCAUGGCUGCGACGGUCAUUUUCAUCAUCCUCUUUAUAGCAAUCACAGGAUUGCAUGUGUAUCAGCUGAUUGUGACCAAGACGUGGUUCUUUACCUGCUUCGUUAUUGGUGGUUUCAUGCAAAUCAUUGGCUAUAUUGGCAGAGCGGUAUCCUCCACUGAAAGCCCCAACUGGACUGUCAAGCCAUACGUUGUUCAGACUUUGCUCUUGCUCAUCUCGCCGGCCUUGUUCGCAGCAAGCAUAUACAUGAUUCUUGGGCGCAUAAUUCUUGUCACAGAUGGGGAAAGCUGUUCUCCCAUUCGGAGAAUAUGGCUGACCAAACUAUUUGUCCUCGGAGACGUCCUGUCCUUUGUUCUCCAAGGCGCAGGUGGUGGUAUGAUGGCUGCAGGUACCCUCGAUGCCCUUCACAAUGGUGAACACAUCGUCAUCAUCGGCCUUGUUGUCCAGCUCGUCUUCUUUUCUCUUUUCGCCGUCACCGCUGCUUUGUUUCACCUUAGGUUUUCUGGUGCUCUUUCAACGAAAGCUCUGGCAUCGGGCAUCCCUUGGCAGAGGUACCUCCUUGUGCUGUAUAUUGCAGCCGGUCUGAUCAUGAUUCGAUCCUUGUUUCGACUUAUCGAGUACGCUCAAGGCAAUUCGGGCUAUCUUAUCUCUCACGAGGCCUAUUUGUACAUAUUCGACAGUGUGCUGAUGUUUUUGACUAUGAUUCUGUUCGCAUGGGAGCAUCCCAGCCAGCUUAACGCCAAGUUGCAAGGAGGGGGAACUGCUGUGAGACGGGGUAUUCAGUUGUAUUGGGAGAAGUGA
Fusarium falciforme is the source of this 858-nucleotide messenger RNA. RefSeq lists its product as hypothetical. The record is from RefSeq and is a predicted model, not a curated record. NCBI's taxonomy places the organism in Eukaryota, Fungi, Ascomycota, Sordariomycetes, Hypocreales, Nectriaceae. The transcript is spliced from 4 exons. Gene Ontology annotation, cellular component: membrane. Bases 1 to 858 code for a protein of 285 amino acids.